UGGGGGGGCUCUGCUUUAUGGGAUUGUGGGGAGAGGCUCGGAGGGGCUCUGCUUUAUGGGACUCUGGGGGGGGUUCUGGGGGGUCUGUGCUCUAUAGGAUCAUGGAAGGGGCUUGGGAGGGCUCUGCUUAAUGGGAUCGUGGUGGGGGGCAUGGAGGGUCUCAGCCUUAUAGGAUGUUGGGGAUGAUUUGGGGGGGUCUCAGUCUUUGAGAUAUUGGGGCCACUUUGGGGGGGGCUUAGCCCUUAGGACCCCCAGGGAGGUCUUUAGGGUGGGCUCAGCUUUUGGGAUACCGGGGUCCUUUUGGGGGGAGGGCUCCAACUUUAUGGGCUGAUGUGGACAGUUUGGAGGGGUUCUCAUCUCUGAGGGAUAUUGGGGACAAUUUGAGGGAUCUCAGCCCUUUGGAACCCCAGGGAGGAUUUUGAGGGGGGAAGGGGGCUCAGCCUUUUGAGUUGCUGGGGAUGAUUUGGGGAUGUUCAGCUUUACGGGACGGUGGGGGCACUUUGGGGGGUGCUCAGCUUUGUGGGAUAUUGGGGAUACUUUGGGGGGGUCUCAGCCCUUAGGAUGCCGGGGGAGGGCUUUAGGGUGAGCUCAACCUUACGGGAUCCCAGUGUUGAGCUCAGCUCACUGUUGUGUCCCCAUGGGGACCUGUGGGGGCUCCGCAUGGGAUGGGGUCCCUGCCGGCGCUGCCAUCUCCCCACUGUCCCCCCGACGCAGGCGCCUUCAUGGUGCACGUGGCCAGCUCCUGCCCACUGGCAGCCAACGGCUCGCUGCUGGGCUUCGACCUCACCGUGACCUUCAACAAGAACCCGCUGGUGUGCUACGACCCCGACGGCCGCCGCUUCACCGCCUGCGACUGGGGGCUGCUGCACAAGAUCUCCGGACAGAUUGCCAUUGCCCUCAACAAUGGCACCACCUGGGUGCAGCGUGCAGAGGCGCGGAGACAAGCGUGCAGCAAGCUGGCUGCACGGUUCUGGGCACACACGGCGCUGCGCAGGACUCAGCCCCAGGUCCGCAUCGUCUCCGCGCAGACAGGGAAUCCCAGCGUGCCCAUCCGCCUCACCUGCCACGUGUGGGGCUUCUACCCCCCCGAGGUGACCAUCAUCUGGCUGCACAACGGGGACAUCAUGGGGCCCGGAGACCACUCGCCCGUCUCCGCCAUCCCCAAUGGGAACUGGACCUACCAGACGCAGGCGGCCAUCUCGGUGGCCCCGGAGGUGGGGGACACCUACACGUGCUCGGUGCAGCACGCCAGCCUGGAGGAGCCCCUCCUGGAGGAUUGGCGUCCUGGGCUGACGCUGGAGGUGACGCUGAUGGUGGCUGUGGCCACUGUAGUGAUGGUGUUGGGACUCAGCUUGCUCAUCACCGGUGCCUACCGCUGGCGGGCCCAGCCCCCUGCUCCAGGUUACGCUCCACUCCCCGGUCACAGCUACCCCUCAGGCAGCAUCUGACGGACACCUGCUGUCACCAACUGUCCCUAUGUGUCCCCGUCCCUGACCCUGAGCCGUGGUGCUGACAUUAAAGACACUCUGCAGCCUC
Molecule: messenger RNA, 1536 nt
Organism: Numida meleagris (helmeted guineafowl)
Lineage: Eukaryota; Metazoa; Chordata; Aves; Galliformes; Numididae
Product: HLA class II histocompatibility antigen, DM beta chain-like
Biological process (GO): peptide antigen assembly with MHC class II protein complex; positive regulation of T cell activation; immune response
Cellular component (GO): MHC class II protein complex; membrane
Molecular function (GO): MHC class II protein complex binding
Source: RefSeq, a predicted model, not a curated record